Molecule: messenger RNA, 910 nt
Organism: Nothoprocta perdicaria
Lineage: Eukaryota; Metazoa; Chordata; Aves; Tinamiformes; Tinamidae
Gene: DCXR
Product: dicarbonyl and L-xylulose reductase
Exons: 8
Coding region: 1-741 (246 amino acids)
Biological process (GO): glucose metabolic process; xylulose metabolic process
Molecular function (GO): carbonyl reductase (NADPH) activity; L-xylulose reductase (NADPH) activity
Source: RefSeq, a predicted model, not a curated record
AUGGAGCUGGAGCUCGGUUUCCGCGGCCGUCGGGCCUUGGUGACGGGCGCCGGCAAAGGGAUCGGGCGCGCCGUGGCCGUGGCGCUGAGCCGGGCCGGGGCCCGCGUGACCGCGCUGAGCCGCACGGCGGCCGACCUGGAGAGCCUGGCGCAGGAGUGCCCUGGCAUCGAGCCCCUGUGCCUGGACCUGGCCGACUGGGCGGCUACAGAAGCAGCACUGGGCGCCGUGGGGCCCUUUGAGCUGCUAGUGAACAACGCGGCCAUUGCGCAGCUGCAGCCCUUCCUGGAGGUGACCCGCGAGGCCCUGGACCGGUCUCUUGAUGUGAAUUUUCGGGCUGUGCUUCAUGUUUCCCAGAUUGUUGCCCGGCAGAUGAUUGCACAAGGACUGCCAGGUGCAAUUGUAAAUGUCUCUAGCCAGGCAUCUCAGCGUGCUCUGCGGGAUCACGCUGUCUACUGCUCUACAAAAAGUGCUUUGGAUAUGCUGAGCAAGGUAAUGGCUAUGGAGCUGGGACCCCACAAGAUUAGGGUGAACACUGUGAACCCCACAGUGGUUAUGACUGAUAUGGGGAGAAUCAAUUGGAGCGACCCUCAGAAAUCUGCUGCCAUGAUUAGCCGAAUCCCACUGGGAAAGUUUGCAGAGGUGGAUGAUGUCGUGAACAGCAUUCUCUUCCUGCUCAGUGACAAGAGUGCUAUGACAACUGGCAGCUCAUUGAUGGUUGAUGGGGGAUUUCUUGUCUCCUAAGAUGACACAUUCAUUUCACACCUGGCAUUAAUUUUCAUACUAAUACCACACAGAUGUAAACUACCUGGAAAACAGUAAGAGGCACAGAACCCGUGCUGCAAGAGAGGAGGGGCAGCAGGGUUGAAACCUGUAUAAGAAGUGAUGCAGAAAAUUACCCUUAGAAGACUUC